AUGCUUGUGAUGUACCUCAUUUUUCUUGCUGCAUUCUGUUGUAAUUAUCUUAUAAUUUUUAGUAUUCUAAUUGGCGAAUUCAUUGGUCAUUGGCUGUUUUUGGACGAACCUAUACCAAUGUUUUUCACCUAA
This is a messenger RNA of Enterobius vermicularis (human pinworm), 132 nucleotides long. The record is from the annotation of a GenBank genome assembly. Lineage: Eukaryota; Metazoa; Nematoda; Chromadorea; Rhabditida; Oxyuridae.